ACUCAGUAAGACUGCUAGCUGAUACGACGUCAGCAGACUGACACUGUGGAUAGUAUAACUAGUGUGUCGCUAAAUGUUCAACUGAGAUUUUGAGACGUCAGAAAUCAUUUUCAUCGUAUAUGAAAGGGUUGAAAAAAUGUCAAAUGUAACUAGAGCGUUGGUGAGAUCGAAAUCCACGAGUGACAGUGGUAAAAGACAAAAACAUCUGACAGAUUUUUGGAAAGCAAAAAAAAAUAAGAAUCUUCAUAAAAAGAAAAUUACGUCAAUUGCAAGUGAACGCUCCAGCAGUGCAAAAUCGGAUUUGAACAAAACUACACAGCAGCAAGAAGCCAAAGGAAGACACACUGAAAAUGUUGAAGACGACCAGCAAAUAGCUACUGGGAAAAAAGUUACCAUUCAAGUUUGGCAUGGCCCCAAAUGCCCUAGUUGUGCCGCCAUCAUGAACAUCAAAGAGGAAAACAUGAAGCGAUUACAACACCAUUUCAAAUACUGCUUCUGUUAUUCAGUCUAUUAUCGAACUAUGUCGCUUCUAGAGAGUCUAAUCCUAUCUUAUCCAAUUAUCGGAUUUAAGAAAAAACAGAAAGAACCGCAUUUUUUAAAUCACAUGCAAGCCAAACAGCUGUGCGAGCUGUCAGCACUGCAUCCAACGGUAUCUGCUGACAACUCGGAAUUGUUUCAAAAAGCGGCCGAAUUGGCUUCGCAGUUGAAAGAGCCGACAGACACGGAAUCUUUCAACUGCGACCGCUACGAAGAGUACAUGAGGCUAUUGCUAGAAAUUACCGAAUUCAUUCGUCAAACGAUGUCGCAACAUUUGAACAACGGAAAAAAUGUCGAAGAUGUUCAAAUUUUGAUAACAAAUAUUACAAAUUAUUUAAAACCCUUUGAUCAAAAUCAGGAUAAGAGUACAAGUGUUACAAAAUCUCGGUCGACAACUGCAAAAACCAGAAAAUGGAACGAAACGUUUGCUGACUUGAGGCAUCCAUCAGGUGAUAACGACUUCGGUAAUGAAUUAAAAGAAAUCGCUGAACCCCAAUCAGGAGAGGAAUGUUUUCUCUUUCCUGACAAAUAUACUUGCAAAUGUCAUGGACAAUCCGCGGACAACUCCAGUGAUGAUUCUUCAAUUAGCUUAUCUACCUUUUAGUCUUUAUACGUAUAAGUAAAACUACUAUAAUUUUACAAAGAGUUAUUAGCAUUGCUACAUGAAAAUGACACCCCCGCAUUAGUCAUUACGCAUAGCUUAUUGCAAAAUUAAUUUUGAAAUCAAGAAUAAACAGGAUUGAUUGUGGAAAAA
Molecule: messenger RNA, 1291 nt
Organism: Daphnia pulex (common water flea)
Lineage: Eukaryota; Metazoa; Arthropoda; Branchiopoda; Diplostraca; Daphniidae
Exons: 2
Coding region: 137-1141 (334 amino acids)
Source: RefSeq, a predicted model, not a curated record